AUGUUGUGUUGGUUUCUGCCCUACGACAGUGUGAAUGAACAUGAAGAAUCACAUAUCCCCUGCCCCAAGAACCCCCCACCCCCACCCCACACCGCCAGGUCGCCUCCAAGCUCGGGCUUGGGCUCCCUGUGUUACACAGCACAUUUCCACUUCUUGUUGUUCAAUCACUCAGUCUUGUCUGACUCUUUGAGACCACAUGGUCGCAGCACGCCAGGCUUCCCUGUCCUUCACCAUCUCCUGGAGCUUGCUCAGACUCAUGUCCGUCGAGUCGGUGAUGCCGUCCAAAUUCCCACAGCUAUCCGAUGGUGGUGUAUUUAUUUCAACGCUCCUCUCUCGGUCUGUCCCACCCUCUCUUUCCCCCGCUGUGUCCGCAAGUGUGUUCUCUACGUCUGUGUCUCUAUUCCUGCUCUGUCAGUCGGUUCAUUGGUACUAUUUUUCUAG
Molecule: messenger RNA, 441 nt
Organism: Rangifer tarandus platyrhynchus (Svalbard reindeer)
Lineage: Eukaryota; Metazoa; Chordata; Mammalia; Artiodactyla; Cervidae
Source: the annotation of a GenBank genome assembly